ACCAGUCAGCAGCGGUUCUCAGCACCCCAGCCUCAGCUGAAACCUCACCUCGGUGGUGAAGCUGUGGAUCUCCCUCGGGCUGUGUGGCGCCUGGCACGGCGGGGGCACGUCUCUCCUGCUCCGGUACCGACGCGGAGAGUUUGGUCAAUGGGAAUCACCAGGCGGCUUCAUCCCAGUCUCCCUCGGCUGCUGGAGUCCAGUCAGAGCACAGUGCCAUCGUCAGCUCCAUUGAGAAGGACCUCCAGGAGAUCAUGGAUUCCUUAGUCCUGGAUGACCCUGAGCCCUCCUCCUCUGAGGGGAAAAAGCCCCCUGGAGGUCACGCCGUGCGCCACUCCCCCUUGUCUCCCAUGGUGAAUGGAGGGGGGAGGUAUUUGUUGUCGCCUCCCACCAGUCCAGGCGCCAUGUCUGUGGGGUCCAGCUAUGAGAAUACCUCCCCGCCUUUCUCCCCCCUUUCCUCCCCCUCGGCUGCCAGCAGUGGGAGCUUUACCAGCCCGUCUCCUGGUGGAGGACUCCAGGACCAGGGAACUUCUCUGCCACCUGUGCCUAUACGCUCUUCUAGCUACAACUUCAGCACCCAGCCUCCCCCCGUACCCCUGCCAAGGACCGUACUACCUAACUUCAGCAGCGCUGGGGGGAGCCAGAAGCUCCAGGAAAGCCCCAGGCUGCCGAGGAAAGUCUUAACGGAGACUCCUCCGAGUCCCAAGCCGAGCCGCAGGGGACUCGGUCAGGACGGCUCUGAGAGCCCCCGCCAGACGCCUCUGGUUUCUUCUAGCGAAUCUCUCAGCGGUAAACACAUCGUGCCAAGUAGCCCCAGAGUGACUCCCAAAUUCGCGGGCUGUUCAUCCCCGUCGCCUUCUAGUCCCCGGACCAAGAGCAUCACGGUGCUGCAGGAAAGGCCUGCCAGUCCUUACAGAGAGCAAACCAUCUGUGCUGAUCGCUCCCUGUCUACCAGCCCCUCCAGGCAGAUUUCUCCUCCCAGUAAGGCUUUCCAGCCUCCUUUAGAUCCCAUUGUUCAUGUUAUCCAAGGAUCCCAUCUCCAGCAGCAUCCACGGCCUAUGCAGCCCCCUGAAAGCCCCCGGUUGGCCCGGAGGAACUUAGAAUUGAACGGGGGGAGCGCAGGGAUCAACAGCAUGAGAGAGCUGCCUCCUCUGAGUCCUUCGUUAGCUCGGAGAGGGGUCCCAGUUCUCCCAGGAGCGCUGCCAGGAACCAUUGCUACGCUGCGGACUCCAGAGAGCCCCUCUUUCUUAGGCAGGCUGGUCCCAGAGAGUCCCAGGCAGCGCCGGAAAACCGGAUCCGCGUCCGAGGAGAGCAGAGGGAUCCGGGCUCGCAGUCCUUCCCCUACCUCCAUGAUGAUGGAGGGUGGCGGCGGUGUGGGGAUACGCAAGACCAGCUUUGGGAAUUCCUUAUCGCCUGCUUUCAGUCUGGGCUCCCUCCCUGGCUCCUCCCCGGCUGCCAGCCCGAGGACCCAGAGGAAAAUGUCCCUAGGCAGACCCCACCCAGGCAUGCGGGAGAGGAAGAACAGCAUCACGGAGAUCAGCGACAACGAAGAUGAGCUGCUGGAGUAUCACCGGCGACAGAGAGAGGAGCGCCUCAGGGAGCAGGAGAUGGAGAGGCUGGAGAGGCAGCGGCUGGAGACCAUCCUGACCCUCUGUGCCGAGUACAACAAGGGCGAGGGCGCCGGGCCGGACACCCCAGACCCGGGAAGGAUGGCGUUCCCCGGCAGCCUGGAUUGCUCGCUGGGCAACGUUCUGGGAGGAACGCCGCUGUCUGCCCUCCGCCUGGCGCAGAGACAGAGGGAGAGCGACGAGGAGAACCUGAAGGAGGAGUGCAGCAGCACAGAGAGCACUCAUCAGGAGCACGAGGACCCCCCCAGCUCAGCCGGCGCCGCGCGGUCAGAGCUGACCUACCUUGAGGACGAGAGGGUCCGCGUUCUGGCCCGGAUCGACGAGCUGAAAGCCCGGCUCACCGAGCUGGAACAGCAGCUCCAGGAGUCUGAGCAGGAGGCGGAGAUGGAGCGCGCCCUGCUGCAGGGCGAGACGCGGGCCGAGCUGGACCAGAUAGAGGCCGAGACGGACGUGGUCAGUCAGCUGCAGCACAGGCUGGAGGAGCUGGAGAGCGCCAUCCGGAGGGAGAAGGAGCAGGAGAGGGCUAAUGUUGAGGCCGAGCGCCAGGCCCUGCAGAGGCUCCAGGAAGGCUAUGCGGAGCUGAAGAGCCAGCUUCAUAACUGCCCCGAGUCGCUGAGGGAACAGUUGCAGGAACAGCUGAAAAGGGACGGAGAGGCUCUGGAAGCAGGGACCAAAAAGUUUGAGGAUCUGGAGUUCCAGCAGCUGGAGAGAGAAAGCAGCCUGGAGGAGGAACGCGAGACCAUCAGCCAGCAGCUUCUGCAGGAGAAGGCGGAGUACCACCGCAGCGUGGCCAAGAGGAAGGAGAAGGUUUCCGCUCUGGAGAAGCAGGCCAACCAGCUCGGCCAGCAGGCUUCCCAGGAGUGUGAGCGGCUGGCCAAGGACCGGACGCUCAUGAUGCAGAUGCUCCAGAAGGAGAAGGAGCGGCUGUCGGCUCUGGAGAAGAGAUACCAAACCCUGACUGGAGGGAAGAGCUUCCCCAAGUCUUCAAACGCCAUGAGGGAGGAAGCGGCGGUGCACCCCUCCCACUCCCAGACCUCGUCCUCCCCCCUCUGUCAGCUGUUCCCCAGCAGCCCCACAGAGGAGUAUGUGACAGUGGGCCAGUUAAAUCACAUCUAUGGGAUGCCCAAGGUGGAGUCCUCCCCUACCUCCCCACUCCGCCAGCCCCUGCAGCCCGGAGCAGUAGACCCCGCCUUCUCUCGCCACGGCUCCUCCCUCUCUCUGUCUGUGGAGCUGCAGCCGGAGGCCGCUCGGCCUCGACUCGCCAAGCUAGAUUUAGAGCAGUGGUACCAGGAGCUGAUGGCCGGCUCCACGCAGCUCGGUGCCCCCCCUCUCUCGCUCAGAUCGCCGUCAGGCCGCAGACCUGUGCUGCAGGUGUUUCGCUCUAAGCUCGACAGCGAUCCCGGCGUUCCUCUUCGUCCGUCCAAGUCUGGCUCCUCGUCCCCCCUGCAGCACGGCGCAGCGACGCUGGGGCGCAACACGAGCUCCAAGCAGGGCCCCCUGCUGGCAGCCAGCAGCACCGGCAGCCUGCCCAGGAACCUGGCGGCGACUCUUCAGGACAUCGAGACCAAGAGGCAGCUGGCUCUGCAGCAGAAAGGUCAGCAGGUGAUCGAGGAGCAGCGCCGCCGCCUGGCUGAGCUCAAACAGAGAGCUGCCGCCGAGGCUCAGUGCCAGUGGGAGGCGCUCCACGGCUCCCAGCCGCACCUCCUGACCCCCUCCUCCACCUCUUACUCCCCCGUCAUGGCCGGCAGUCCCGCUCUGAGUCACAGCUCCUCCGGCCCCCCGACACUGGUGCACCACUCCAUCCUGCACCACCACCCGCAGUCAGGCGGCGAGCCGCCCUACGACACGCUGAGCCUGGAGAGCUCCGACAGCAUGGACACCAGCGUGUCCACCGGGAACAACUCGGCCUGCUCGCCUGACAACAUGUCCGGCAUCGGAGGAGCAGACGUGCUGAAGAUCGAGGAGAUGGAGAAAAUGCUGAAGGAGGCGCAGCUGGAGAAAGCUCGACUCAUCGAGUCGCGGGAACGCGAGAGCCUGGCCCGCCGUCAGAUGCUGGAGGAGGAGAGGAGGAGGAGGGAGGAGGCGGAGAAAAGGCUGCAGGAUGAAGCGUUUCACAGACAGCAGCUGGUGGAGAAGGAGGUCAAGAUGAGGUCCAAGAACUUUUCUCAGGCUCGUCCGAUGACCCGCUACCUGCCCAUCAGGAGGGAGGAGUUUGACCUGCGCUCGCAUGUGGAGUCAUCGGGCCACAGCGUGGAGACGUGCUACCACGUCAUCCUCACGGAGAAGAUGUGUAAGGGCUACCUGGUGAAGAUGGGAGGAAAGAUCAAAUCCUGGAAGAAACGCUGGUUCGUGUUCGACCGCCUCAAGAGGACCUUCUCCUACUACAUUGACAAACAUGAGACCAAGCUGAAGGGCGUGAUCUACUUCCAGGCCAUAGAAGAGGUCUACUAUGACCACCUCCGCAGCGCCGCCAAGAGCCCAAACCCGUCCCUGACCUUCUGCGUGAAGACCCACGACCGCCUCUACUACAUGGUGGCGCCGUCGGCCGAGGCCAUGAGGAUCUGGAUGGACGUCAUCGUCACGGGCGCCGAGGGAUACACGCAGUUCCUCAACUGAGAGCCGGAAGCUUCGGCAGGGACCGACCCGGUCCGGUUCUCAGGUCCGGGCCAACCUCCUCCUCACACCGCCUUGUUUGUUAUUUUUUCCCACUGCGGUUCUGAUCGGACUGGCGGAGUGAGCCGUGCCCCCCCACACCCCCCCAUCACAUCUCUGUAUAUUAACCAAAAUGUCCGCCCAGCCGGAUGACUCGAAGCCUUUCUAUGUUGCCAAAAGGAGAUCCAGUUACUGUUUAAUAUUUCUGUUGUUUUUAUUUUGUACUUGUA
Molecule: messenger RNA, 4507 nt
Organism: Cyprinodon variegatus (sheepshead minnow)
Lineage: Eukaryota; Metazoa; Chordata; Actinopteri; Cyprinodontiformes; Cyprinodontidae
Gene: phldb1b
Product: pleckstrin homology-like domain, family B, member 1
Exons: 20
Coding region: 252-4241 (1329 amino acids)
Biological process (GO): regulation of microtubule cytoskeleton organization
Cellular component (GO): basal cortex
Source: RefSeq, a predicted model, not a curated record